AUGUCUGUGAGUCAGGUUUCAAAGACUGAACUACCAAAUAGUUUGGACGAAGUGGUACGUAAUUUAGCUGCUGAACUCAAAACAACCACGAUAGAAGGUACUAUACCCAGAGUGGAAGAAGAAGAGGAUGAGGAAGAAGAGGAAGAGGAGGAGGAUGAUCACAUUUACAUUAAUGAAGAAACUGAAUGUGGACACAAACAGAUACUGGUAUCUCAUGCGCCACAGGAAAGAAUUGUUCCACCUUUGAACUUCUGUCCUGUAGAGAGAUUUCUUUAUAGGUCGGGACAACCAUCUCCUGUCAACUUCCCCUUCUUAUUAAACCUAGGACUGAAAACUAUCAUAUGGUUAGCUAACGAGGAACCUCAAGAUACUUUGUUGGAAUUUUGUGACUCUCAUGGGAUAGAGUUGCAAUUUGCAGCCAUUAAUCCCGAUGGUGGUGAAGAUGAUAAUCCUUGGGAUGGACUCACUGAACAUUCUAUUAUAAAUGCAUUGCAAACUAUUGUUACACAAGAUAAUUACCCCCUGCUGGUGUGCUGUGGUAUGGGAAGACAUAGAACUGGGACAGUCAUCGGAUGUUUAAGAAGAAUUAUGGGCUGGAAUCUAGCAAGCGUCUCCGAAGAAUAUAGAAGGUUUACUGGGAGCAGAGGUGGUAGAAUUCUGGUAGAACUAUUGAUCGAGGCAUUUGAUACUAAAUUAGUUAAGAUUAACGAAGAAAAAGCGCCAGAAUGGCUGCUGACGGCUUUGGAUUAA
Messenger RNA from Naumovozyma castellii, 750 nucleotides. RefSeq names its product putative tyrosine protein phosphatase OCA1 (gene OCA1). The record is from RefSeq and is a predicted model, not a curated record. The transcript has a single exon. Bases 1 to 750 code for a protein of 249 amino acids. Lineage: Eukaryota; Fungi; Ascomycota; Saccharomycetes; Saccharomycetales; Saccharomycetaceae.